GUCCUCACCAGAGGAUUAUGCCACGCAGAAGCAGUAUGACGGGAAUGGAGAGGUCUCCACAAUUUCCCCAUGCCGCGAGCUCGGAGAUGGCCCUACAGAUUGGGGGUUGAUAAGCACGCCAAGUGAAGCCAAAUGGACUCCUCGGUCAAGAUGGUGUGUGGAGGCGCAGGGGAUGCUGUGAAGGUCAUUCGCCGUCGCCAUCGUGAGGAUGUGGAGUGCUGAGAGUGUCGGAGGCAGAAAUUGGGCUCAUUCUGCCCGACCCUCAUGCACAUUCGACUCCGAAGCUCGGGCCCACUCGUGGUUGACUCCAGCUGUUCACGUCCAUGAACCAAGCACAUCAUCAGGCACUCGCAAACCUCGUCCUCGGUCCUAGCUUCUCGCCCGAAAAUGGACGAAGACCGGUGGCACAGCCACAUCACCAUCGACUUGAUCGCUCGCGUUCUCAACCGCAGCAUCUUCCAUCCCUUUGUGGCCUGGCUGGUCCCGCUCUGUCUUCGAGCAGUCGCCACGCCUUAUGCCGCUCCAGAGUUCUCUGCUUCAUGCUUUUGGGCUUCAAUCGUCACACUAGCCACUGUCGCUGCAUAUCUCGAUCGCAGGAUAGCGUACGGGGUGCCGAGGCAGGUGGACUGGGACCAUGAAGUCGUGGUGAUUACCGGAGGCGCAAGCGGGCUGGGCAAAAUCAUGGCGGAGAUGUAUGGCAUGCGAGGCGCCAGUGUGGCCAUUCUUGACGUCCAGAAGCCCAGCAAGGAGAGUGAGGGCCUGUCCGGCGUCCACUUCUACCCCUGUGAUGUCGGAGACGCGGGCGCGGUGGAAAAGGGCAGCGUGCAGAUAGCCAAAGACCUCGGCCAACCCACCAUCCUCAUCAACAAUGCCGGCAUCGUACACGGCAAGCCCCUCCUCGACCUCACCCCAGCCGAACUCCAACGCAACUUCAACAUCAACCUACUAUCCCACUUCCACACCAUCCGCGCCUUCCUGCCCGGCAUGCUGGAGUCGCAGCAAGGCAGAGGCGGCACCAUCGUCACCGUCUCCUCCGUCCUGGGCAAACUGGGCGCCAGCCAUCUAUCAGAUUACACGGCAGCCAAAGCCGGCCUGAUCGCCAUGCAUGCCUCCUUGCGCGCCGAGUUGGCGUCGCGCAACGCCCCUCCAGGCGCACAGAACAUUCGCACCAUCCUCGUCACACCCGGGCAGCUCAACACGAGUCUGUUUGCGAAAGUCGUCCCGCCGAGUCCCUUCUUCGGCCCGGUCGUCGAGCCAGUCGAACUGGCGCGGGACAUUGUGCGGAUGGUGGAUGCCGGGGAGAGCGGGGAGAUUAGUUUACCUUUGUAUGCGAGAUGGAUAGAUUGGAUGCAAAUUCUGCCCGCGGGAAUGCAGAGACUCGCGCGGUGGGUGAGUGGCGUGGACAGAGCGAUGGAAGCCAGUGGCCGCUCCAGCAAAAACGUCUCGAAAUCGGGGACGGGUUAAUGGAAAGCGGAUGGAACAGUAGCACACCGUGCCUGCCCGUCUGCACACAAUCGAUCGAGAUUCGAGCU
This is a messenger RNA of Neohortaea acidophila, 1532 nucleotides long. RefSeq lists its product as uncharacterized. The coding region runs from base 388 to 1464 and encodes 358 amino acids. The transcript has 2 exons. Gene Ontology annotation, molecular function: oxidoreductase activity, acting on the CH-OH group of donors, NAD or NADP as acceptor. NCBI's taxonomy places the organism in Eukaryota, Fungi, Ascomycota, Dothideomycetes, Mycosphaerellales, Teratosphaeriaceae. The record is from RefSeq and is a predicted model, not a curated record.